This is a messenger RNA of Pezoporus occidentalis (night parrot), 872 nucleotides long. RefSeq names its product CHD1 helical C-terminal domain containing 1 (gene CHCT1). Bases 105 to 857 code for a protein of 250 amino acids. The record is from RefSeq and is a predicted model, not a curated record. NCBI's taxonomy places the organism in Eukaryota, Metazoa, Chordata, Aves, Psittaciformes, Psittacidae. The transcript is spliced from 5 exons.
CCUGGUUACCCCAGCACACCCUGGUGCAAACAUGGUUCUGUGGCAGUUCUCCUUCUACGUGUCACAAGUGAGGUCCCAGGGAAGGGAGAGGAGGUCUGCGUGCCAUGGAGGAGACAGGCUUUAAGGAUGAAGUGGAUGGAGCCAUGGCCAGGGACUGCAGCAAGGACAGCACAGCUGACCAGACGGCAGAGGAGGACCUGUCUGGCGCAGCGAAGGAGGCAGCCCUUGGAACAGGCAGCGAGAGUGCCCCACCACUCAAGGCCCCACUCAUCUGUUGCGCAGAGGGCCUUGAUAAGGACACCUUUAAAGUUUGCAAGGAGGUUUUGAGACCCUUUAAGUCAUCCCUUCGGAAACUGAAUUUGUCCCAGCACCACCUCAUGAAGAAAAGACUGAAGCACGUCAAGGAAAGUUUGGCCAUAACUGGGAACUGCAUCGAUCGGUUUCUCCACAAGUUCUGCAGAGCCUCAGAAGUCGCACGCUGGCAGAAGAAGUUAUGGCAGUUUGUCUCCCUCUUCUCAGAGCUGGAAGCAGAUCAGUUGGAGAAGAUGUACGUGUGCAUCAAGAAAAACCAAAUGGAUAAGUUUCAACAAUUAUGCUGCCCUUCGGAAACCCCAUGUUCAGAAGAGGAACUGAAUUGGCUUUACACCAGACGGGGUCUCCAAGGAGGGACAGAGAGACCUGCAGGAGCAGCCAGGUCAAAGAGACAGUCACCAUCAGCACAACUGCCAAGUCAACGCCCAGCGGCAGGAAUGGCAGGUGAGCUCAGGCAGUGGCAUCGGCACCAAGCAGGAAAAGCAUCUUCCUGCCCCAGGAGAGGCAUUGAAACUUGGCAUUUUUGCCAGAGGCCCAGGAGGUGAAGAGCAGUCAGUGGU